Antechinus flavipes (yellow-footed antechinus) is the source of this 778-nucleotide messenger RNA. RefSeq names its product C-C motif chemokine 3-like. The transcript is spliced from 3 exons. Gene Ontology annotation, biological process: cellular response to type II interferon; lymphocyte chemotaxis; cellular response to tumor necrosis factor. Gene Ontology annotation, cellular component: extracellular region. The record is from RefSeq and is a predicted model, not a curated record. Gene Ontology annotation, molecular function: CCR chemokine receptor binding; chemokine activity. NCBI's taxonomy places the organism in Eukaryota, Metazoa, Chordata, Mammalia, Dasyuromorphia, Dasyuridae. The coding region runs from base 29 to 331 and encodes 100 amino acids.
UCAAGCCUGCCUUCUCCCUACUAGCAUCAUGAACAUCUCUGGAGCUGUUCUGUCUUUGGUUGUCAUUGCUGCUGCCUUCUGCUGUCAAGUUCGUGCCUCACCCUUUGGUUCUGGCAUCCCAACCAUUUGCUGCUUGCAGUUCCACAACAAACGUAUCUCUUCAAAAUUGGUAGUAAGCUAUCAUAUCACCAGUAGUCAAUGUACCCAAAAAGGAGUUGUCUUUAUCACAAAAAGAGGCUCCAAAGUCUGUGCAAAUCCCAAGGAUCAAUGGGUCCAACAUUUAAUGAAGCAACUGGACAACCAAAAAGUCAAGAUCCAGGAAAGUUCCUGACCCUUCCUCUUAGCCCAGCCUGACCUGAUAUUAAAGCAGUGCUGAAGAAUAAUUUAUUUUGUGACCACCUCCCUCAGGUUGAAACAGUUUAUUAUAAUUUUAAUAUAUUUUGUCCUAUUUAAAUUGAUAGUGUUCAGCUUUCUGUGCCUUGAGACUUUGUGUUUUUAUUAUUGUUUUUUGUAACUUACCCUUGAGUCAGUCCUUUUACUUCUGUGCCUUAGCCUUUAUGUGUAUAAAAUAGCAAAUAGUCCAUUUCUCUCCUUCCUACCUCAAAGGGAUAUUGUAAAAAUUGGUAUGAAAAUCCAUGUGAAAGGUGUUUAAAUCUUCUGGAGAGAAGUCAUAUUGAACCCAAUGUAUCAAAAAUGAAUGUUCUUAUGGGGAACAAUGCUACACAAUGUAUGACCAUUGAAUUUCUAUAGAAAAUAUAUUUUUGUUUAUAAAACCUGA